AUGGAUAAUGUUUCUGUCGUAGGAAUUUUCAUUCUCUCAGGGCUAAAUGAGACAGUGAAUUACAGAAUUGCUAUAUUUUCACUUACAUUGCUGUAUUACUGUAUGAUCUUGUUUUUAAAUAUCUCUAUCAUCAUGAUUGUUAUCUCAGAUCAAAACCUACAUGAACCCAUGUACAUCCUUUUGUGCAGUUUUUGCUUUAAUGGACUUUAUGGGACCACAGGUUUCUACCCCAAACUGCUCUUAGAUCUGCUGUCUUCCUCUCAACAGAUCUCAUAUGAAGGAUGCCUUUUACAAGCUUUUGUCAUGUAUUCGUUUGCCUGCUGUGAAUUAUCCAUUCUAGCAGUCAUGGCCUACGACAGAUAUCUGGCUAUAUGUCGACCACUUCACUACAACUCUGUCAUGACAAAGACGAGGCUCUCUCAGCUCAUAUGUUUCUCCUGGCUAACACCUUUCUGCAUCUUUUCUAUAAGUAUUGUUUUGACAUCCACGCUAAAGUUAUGUGGUUCAAAAAUUCCGAAACUCUUUUGUGUGAACUGGCUAAUUGUCAAACUCAUUUGCCCUGGCACUGACACUGUUUCAAGUAAUAUUCUCUCAUAUGCAACAAUUAUCAUUUAUGUGUGUCAUGGUUUAUUCACAGUUUGGACUUACAUGCAUAUGACUAGAACUUGUGUGAGGUCCAAAGAUGAAAGGACAAAGUUGAUGCAGACAUGGCCUCAUUUAGUCUCUUUAGUCACAUUCCUUGUUGUUAUAGUUUUUGAUUUGAUGUAUAUGCGAUUUGGCUCCACAGAUUUACCUCAGAGCAUUCAAAACUUCAUUGCUAUAGAAUUCCUGCUCAUUCCUCCAGUGAUGAAUCCUCUAAUAUAUGGAUUAAAACUGACAAAGAUACGAAACAGAAUUUUUGCGUCUGCACUGGCUCCCUGCAGGCUUGUGUCAACUGAGGAGGUCUUCAGCAGUUUCAAAAGUCAGGUUUUUGCUGAUCUCUGGGUUACAGUUUUUCUGAAAACGUCUGCAGAAAGUCCCAAUCUGGUGAAUACAGGCCUCAAUAUAUGUUGA
Molecule: messenger RNA, 1053 nt
Organism: Pseudoliparis swirei
Lineage: Eukaryota; Metazoa; Chordata; Actinopteri; Perciformes; Liparidae
Product: olfactory receptor 6B2-like
Biological process (GO): G protein-coupled receptor signaling pathway
Cellular component (GO): membrane
Molecular function (GO): G protein-coupled receptor activity; olfactory receptor activity
Source: RefSeq, a predicted model, not a curated record